GCACUAAUUUCCAUAGUCGACAAAACCUCUCUUUGCAUAGAUAUGUAUGUAAAAACAGAACAUUCAGUACAGAGGCCAGAGUGCCAUCGAAGGUAAUUAUAGGGACAGUAAAGUUCUUAUACGCCAGCAAAAACGCUGGGUGUUUCAGGGAAUUUCAGAAUCUGAUUUCAAAAGGAUCAUACAGGGAGGAAAUAAAGUUUAGCAUGGUGGACUCCUCUACAGCAUAUAUUUGUCAAUGGAAUGUUUCCACAUAUCUUACCACCAAUAUGAGAAAAAAAUGAUUAUUGUUGCUGAGAAGCUUGAUAAAGCCUGGGCUGACUAAACUCUACCUGAAUUUUAAAGUCAAAGUUACACUGACCAGAGUGAGGAAAGUCAGAAAAAUGAGCAGGCGGAAGUGUUGGAUUUGUAAGGUGUGCAGAGAUGAAUCUAAGAGACCCCCUUCAAACCUUACUCUGGAAGAGGUAUUACAGUGGGCCCAGUCUUUUGAAACAUUGAUGGCUACAAAAUAUGGUCCGGUGGUCUAUGCAGCAUACUUAAAAACAGAGCACAGUGAUGAGAAUAUUAAAUUCUGGAUGGCAUGUGAAACCUAUAAGAAAACUGCCUCACAGUGGAGCAGAACUUCCAGAGCAAAGAAGCUUUAUAAGGUUUACAUCCAGCCACAGUCCCCUAGAGAGAUUAACAUUGACAGUUCAACAAGAGAAGCUAUCAUCAAAAAUAUUCAAGAACCCACUCAAACAUGUUUUGAAGAGGCUCAAAAAAUAGUGUACAUGCACAUGGAAAGGGAUUCCUAUCCCAGGUUUCUGAAGUCAGAAAUGUACCAGAAACUUCUGAAGACUAUUCAAGCCAACAACAAUUCUUGACCACCACUCAAAAGUUUAAAUUGAAGAUGGUAUAUAGAAAGUGUUGGUUUUGUUCUUCUCAUAUAAAACUAAAUAAAUAAAAUCAGAAAUAGAGUAGUAAAGAAAUAGAAGAAAUCAAGCCAUAAAUUGAUUUCUGGUUCUCAAAUAGAAACGGAUGGACUACAGAACUCUUACAACAUGAAUAAUACAAUUUAUGGCAUACCUAUGCAGCUCACUUAAUAUAUAUGGAGAAGGAAGGUCUUUCUUCAUAAACAACAUAUGUAACAUAAAUAAAUAAACGUGAACAAGGGAUUUUACUGUACAAAUCAACUAAAUGAUAAAGUUUUUACUGUACAAAUCAACUAAGUGGAUUUUUUAAUUAAUGAAAUUUUGCUGUCAUAACGCACAGAUAGUUCAGUUCUUUAAAAAUUAUAGCUAUAUGAGUUGUGUCUCUAGCAUGAAUGUAUUCUUUAAACAGAGUGCUUGUAGUAACUUUAUUAAUAACUAGUAGACAAACCUGGUACUCAGAGUAUAAUCAAUGGUAUUAUAUCAUGAGCAAUAUAAAAAGAUGUGUUCUUUAAAGAUAUUUUAAAAUUUUCCUGCUAUUAUGUGCAUAACUCUACUUCUAUAUCAUAUAGAUCUUCUACAUGUGAAAAAUUCCAAAUGAGUCUAAGCUAUUUAAAUGUAUGAAUUUCCUCAUUUAUUUCUGUACUUAUAUUGCUAUGGGGUAGGAAAUUUGGUUCCUAUAUUUUGAGAUUAUUUUUCUCACAAUGUGAAUCCAUCACAAUCCUGAAAAUCAAUAAAUACAAAUAUAAACAAAAAA
Messenger RNA from Cervus elaphus (red deer), 1662 nucleotides. It is a transcript of the gene RGS13, whose product is annotated as regulator of G protein signaling 13. The coding region runs from base 381 to 860 and encodes 159 amino acids. The transcript has 7 exons. NCBI's taxonomy places the organism in Eukaryota, Metazoa, Chordata, Mammalia, Artiodactyla, Cervidae. The record is from RefSeq and is a predicted model, not a curated record.